This is a messenger RNA of Eucalyptus grandis, 2218 nucleotides long. Its product is annotated as lysM domain receptor-like kinase 4. NCBI's taxonomy places the organism in Eukaryota, Viridiplantae, Streptophyta, Magnoliopsida, Myrtales, Myrtaceae. The transcript has a single exon. Bases 52 to 1962 code for a protein of 636 amino acids. The record is from RefSeq and is a predicted model, not a curated record. Gene Ontology annotation, molecular function: protein kinase activity; ATP binding. Gene Ontology annotation, biological process: protein phosphorylation.
AGAACCUGUCACCAGCUCUCCUUCAGAUCAUUCCCCCAACCUCAAAGAGCAAUGGCUCUAUCGUCUCUCUUUUCCCUUAUUUCAACCUUUGUCUUCCUCGCGUUGCCUCCAUCAUCUUUGGUGGUUCUUGCCCAACAACCUUAUGUGGCCUUGACCACAACAGAUUGCAACUCCAACGACAACUCCUCCUCAGAAUUCGGGUACACCUGCAAUGGCCUCAACAGAAGCUGCCAAUCCUACCUCAUCUUCCGAUCCCGAUCCCCUUACAACACGGUCUCGACUAUCUCGGUUCUCUUCGCCUCGAGUGCGUCUCAAGUCUCAUCGAUAAACUCGGUCUCUGAAUCCGCAAGCUUCAGUACCGAUCAAUUGGUGAUAGUCCCCAUCACUUGCUCAUGUUCAGGUCAGUACUAUCAAGAGAAUGCCAGUUAUGUUGUCCAAUCAGGAGAUAUUUACCUUUCCAUUGCCAACAACACUUAUCAAGCCCUCUCAACAUGCCAAGCUCUCCAGAAUGUGAACAACAUUAGUGCUUCUAAUUUGUCUACUGGGGCAACAAUUACUGUCCCUGUUAGGUGUGCUUGUCCAACAAAAAAUCAGAGUGAUGCGGGUAUAAAUUAUCUCUUGACUUAUGCUUCUGUGCCUGGCGAUACCAUUUCUGAUGUGAGCGCGAGAUUCGGAGUGAAUGUCACGGCCACUUUCGAAGCUAAUGAACUAUCUGCACCGGACACCUUCUAUGCUUUCACCACACUCCUCAUACCAAUGGAAAAUCCGCCCACGAGUUCUCAGACAACGUCACCAUCUCCUCCUCCACCGCCGCCAUCGCCGCCUUCUAUUGUUACAUCUCCCCCAGGAAAAAGUUCGAACACAUGGGUUUAUGUCACUAUCGGUGUUCUUGGUGGAAUUGCUGUGAUUGCAGUGGUAAGCGCAGUCAUUUUCUUUAAGUUCUUCAGAGGAAGGACUAGGAAAGAGAAAAUCGACUCGACCAUGGUCUCGGAUAGCUUCAAGGCAUUUGGAAAGCCAAACAAUAAGAAGUUGGAUGAGGACUCUCUGGAUUUCCUUGAUAGCAUAUCCAGCGUUGCGCAGUCCAUGCAGGUGUAUACCUAUAAAGAACUGCAAGCGGCAACAGAAAACUUCAGUUCUAGCUGUUUGAUCAAGGGGUCGGUCUACCAUGGCAAAAUCAAUGGAGAUUCCGCAGCGAUCAAGAAAAUGAACGGUGAUGUGUCAAGGGAAGUGGAAACACUGAACAAGAUCAACCACUCCAAUCUUAUACGCCUCUCAGGUAUAUGCUUCGAUGAGGGGCAUUGGUACUUCGUCUAUGAAUAUGCAGUGAACGGAUCCUUGAGCGAGUGGAUUUACCAAAAUAACAGCGAAGGAAGAUUCUUAACAUGGAUGCAGAGGAUGCAAAUCGCUCUGGAUGUGGCCACCGGGCUUAACUACCUCCAUCGCUUCACAACCCCACCUCUCGUCCACAAGAACAUCCAGAGUAGCAACAUUCUCCUUGAUAGCGACUUUAGGGCCAAGAUAGCAAGUCUCGGACUCGCUAGAUCGGCAGAAGGAGAGGAUGGAGAAUUCGCCUUGACACGGCACAUCGUUGGGACGAAAGGUUAUAUGUCUCCCGAGUACAUGGAGAACGGUUUGAUCUCUGUGAACUUAGACGUCUAUGCGUUCGGCAUUCUCUUGCUGGAAAUGAUGACUGGGAAAGAGAUUAUUUUGUUGUGUGGAGGAGAGAAUAUGCAGGCGUAUGAUGUUGUGACUUUGGUGCUUACCGAGGAUGGUGGCCAUGAGAGGCUGAUGCAGUUUAUUGAUCCUUCGAUGAGAGAGACGUACCCGUUGGACCUUGCCAUUUACGUUAUCAGAAUAAUUGAGAGUUGCCUGAAGAAAAAUCCGCUGGAGCGCCCUGCCAUGGGUGAGAUCGAGCAGUCUCUAUCGAAGGUCUUCACAGCGUCAUUGGCCUGGGAACACUAGAACUUCCUCCUGAGGUCGCCGAGUUUCUGCCUUUCUUCGGUCUGUAAUUAGAUUAGCACCGAGACUCACUGAUACAGACACACUAUAUAUUCGUUUCUUCUGUUCUCAUGCUGAAUACAACAUCCUAUUUUAUGUAUAUCUAGCGAAACAGCAAAAGAGACGAUUCAUCGCAAUACCUCUGUCUUGUUGUGACAGGAACAGCUUUCGAUAUGUUGCAUAUGUGUAGAAAAGAUUCGCACGAAAAUUUGUGGUCGAA